UUUCGAUGCGUUCUUUCUCUACGAUCGCUUACGGAGCUUCUUCCCUCCAUCACUCGAACAGUCAGUUUCUGUUGUUCAAGUUAGAAUGACUUUCAUCAUAACGAUCGCCCUUUUGCUACUGCAGUUCACCAAUGGUGAACCAUCGAAUAAAUUUGAAGCAACUAGGGGUUGUCUGCAGUACAAUACAAAAGAUGGAUAUGAGCACCAGCAUCCAUAUUUUCCGACAAGUAAUUUCCAGCACGUAAAAACCAACGAGAACGAUGUGAAGCUAAUGCGUUUUGGUGUUCUCGGGAACAACGAUGGCCACCUUCGGUGGUCGCCAACCAUGUAUCCAUACGAUAAAACCGGAAUGAACGAGAUUGUUCUAUCCGGAUGGUCCAACACAAAAACCGUAGCCCGGCGCUACACGCGAAUUUCGCCACAGAAGUUCAUCGAUCUGAACGUGCUGAAGGAACAGUCCAGCAUCGGUAUGCUGUCCGUGUUCGAACCAUUCAUGUUCACAAUGGCAGUGAGUCCCAACGGACUGGUACAACUCACCAAGGAUGGUGAUUCACAUCCGUUUCUUGAAUUCCGUGAUCGAGAAUUUUCAACGAAAUAUGUUGGAUUUUGCAAUUGGGACGUUCCACUGGUGUACUUCUACGAUUGCCCACUGGAGCUGGAUCAGAGAGCAUGUAGUGGAAUUGUGCUUAGUAAAUGAAGUGGCUCUGGCUUGGAAAAAAAAUAGCUAUACAAUAAAAGUUUUCUGAAUGACA
Molecule: messenger RNA, 752 nt
Organism: Toxorhynchites rutilus septentrionalis
Lineage: Eukaryota; Metazoa; Arthropoda; Insecta; Diptera; Culicidae
Exons: 3
Coding region: 86-697 (203 amino acids)
Source: RefSeq, a predicted model, not a curated record